ACCUGGGGGAGUUCAGCGUGAAGCUACAGUCUACGGAUCCGUCGAAGGGGAACACGACGAUUAUGAUUACCAAAUCCGUUUCAAAGCCCACCGACAAGCCGUUGACGCUACCGCUGUCCCCGGUCCUGCAUGCGAGAGCAACCUCGCGGAUACUCAAGCCAGGUGCCGCAAAGUUUCCAAGAUGCAAUCUCUUGAAAACGAUGUCUUGUGGCAGGAGCGAUUCUCGGACUGGCAGUGCCGACGUGUUGCAUCAAUCGCAAUCCACAGCUUCAAGUAAAAUUAUGAACAGUCGAGGUACGGAAGGUAAGAUGGAUAGACAGAUGUAUAAUUGUAAUAGUAUUAAUGUCGCUAAGGCGCGCUCUACGGGUGGAGUAAGUUCUAAACUUUCUCUGUUGCGUCACACUGUUAAUAGCGAUUACCACAAGGAUGUAAAAUGCUAUGUAAUAGAUGAUGAUGAUAAUGCAGACACUCGUAAUUGUACAAAAAUUGUUCAAGAGACUACGGCUAAAAGUAAGAGUUCAACUGCAGUCCCCUCGACUCCGGAAAUUCUCGAAUUUUCUCCAAAUCACUCAAAGAGAUCUGCGACAAUGAAUUCUAGUAAUAGAGACAACGGAUCGCUGGCCUGGAUGAGUAAAGGAAAGUGCAUUGCCGUUAUAAAGAACACGGAAAAUGGGAAGAUAGUUACGUCUCUGAAGAGCGCGUCGAAUCUUAAGCAGACGUGCAAUCAGAACGAUAGGCAUUCAAAUCAGAAAAGCUUGCGCUACAGCAGUAAGAGAGGCAAUGAUGAGAUCUCGUACGAUAGAAAUAGUCCACUUGUAACUCUAAGUCUAACGUCUAACGUAGUUCCUAAGGCAACGCCUGAAGUAAGAAAUGUUAUGACAGUUAUACCUAAUAAUAAUAAACCUCUUUCGUUUAAUCAGAACGCAGUUGUGGCGCAGGAAUGUAAUACUCCAUUGGCGGAGGCGGACAUUAAAAAUACAAUGCACACGAAGGUCGUGGAUCGUGGUGCGGUUAGACACGACAGAAAGACUGACAGUGCGCAAGGCGAGGGCUCGAAGGCAGGAUCUCAAAAUAAUUACUUAGUUGUCAACAAUUAUUGCAGGCGGGUCAACAAUUGUCAGUACCCCCGCGUUCCGGAGUCGCAACAGAUUAGAAACGCUGGCGCAAACGCGCAUUCGGGUGCGCACACCAAGGAACGCAUCAAGGAUUUGCAGCAGAAGAGGAUGGCGCAGGUUCGAUUGAACAUCAUAAAGAAGGCGAUGAACAGCGUGAAGGACAACGCGCUGCGCGAGCUCGCGCUGAAGGCUCUGGCGGACUGCGGCAUCGGGAUGGAGAAAUACGUGCCGAUGUGUCCGAAGAACUACAAGGCCGUGCACGACACGCAGGUGCAGACCGCGGUGUUCGGCCUACUCGAUCCCAAAUCCUUCAUAUUAAUAAACAAGGACCUGGAUGACAUUCACCGGCUGAAUCAGAUUACUCUUCGCGACGACAGGCCCAAUGACGAAGCGGGUCGGUUGCCCGCGGAUAAUUUGCCCUCCAAUGAUUUGGGAUCCAACGACCUUGACGUACUCGGGCAAGAGGAUCCUUUCGAUUUGGACAGUUUCCUGGAACAAUUUUGGAAGGAGGAUUCGGACGCGCUCAAAAUGAAGGAGACUCUGUCGAUGACGAGAGUGAGGUGCAACAACCUUUUGGAGAAUCUACAAAGGGACUUCGAACGUGUUAAACAAUACGACGAGAACGGCAUGUUGAAUAUACAUAAUGCCGUCGUGAGCGAUAGCAUCUCCCUCGUUCAGAGACAACUAAUGGUGCUUAAGCACUGCAAUCAAAAUGUUGAUGUAUUUACGGAGGACGGAAUGACGAGUUUAGAAUUGGCGAUCAAAUACGGCAUGCGCAGCGAGAUCGUGAAGCUCUUACUCGAUGCAGGUGCCCAGCCGGCGAUAUGGAAACCCGUACACGAAACGGCAGUGAUCAUAGCCAGCAAGCAAUCGUCACCGUUGCUGCCUUCGCUCAUUAGCCGGGUCUCGGACUCGAAAUUGCUCGAUCAAAUUGACUCGGAGGGUUUCGCUGCGAUACAUUAUUGCAGUAUACACGGCAAUUUGCAAGGGAUCAAAGCACUUUUAUCAGCCGGUGCGAGUGUAGACCUGAAAGAUAUGAAAUCGGGACGGACGUCUUUGUUUCACGCGAUAGACAACAGUCACAAGCUGGUGAUGAAGGCACUGCUGAAAGCUGGCGCUGUUGUGAGCAUUGCGAACUACGCGGGACAAAUACCCAUGGCUGUAAUUUGCGAUAGAGAGAAGUCGGAGUUUGAAAUCAGCGAGAAAAGAUGAAACGUGAUUGUCUUUAUUUUUACUUUUUUUUUUUUUUUUGAGUGACGUCUCAUUCGACGAGAUAUAACACUUUAUCCAAAAAAUAAGACUACUUUAAGUAACAUGACAUGAAGAUAUUUAUUAGGAAUAACGUAAAUUAUAACGUAAGUUAUAACAAAUUUGAGCUAGUCAAAACGAUAUGUACAUCUAUUAUAUAAAUUAUAAGAGACGGCGUCAACUAAACUCCGAUUAAUCUUAUCGGCAACUAAACUCUUAACCGCAAAACUAUUUACAGCAGAAUUGUUAAUAUUAAUAAAAGUACAGCUGCAGUAAUAAUAUAGAUAAUUAUUUACAAGUUAAUUGCCGAUUAGGUAAUAAGAGCUUAGUAAAAAAGUCGCCUUUAAAAGUUUUUUUAGCUUUAAUAACUGCCGCAUAUCAGAAAUGCUGCUUAAAAGAAACUUUUGAGACUUGUAAAUGAUUUUAACAUAUUGUACAGCUAGAUUUUAAUAUUUAUUUAUGUUUAUAAACAACAUAAUUUUGUUUUAUUAAUGUAUAAAAAUUAAGAUAUUAAUCAUUGAUUAUUGGUUAAGUCUCGCUUAAGUCCAAUACUAAAAUGAUUAAAAGGACAUUAUGAAAACUUUUCUUUAUAUAAUUUGCUCAAUAUGUUCAUUGUUUUCGAUACACAAAGUUUUUUUUAUUCAGUUGAGAGGUGUAUGAUUAAUGAUAUCAGGGAUAAUAGCGUUACAUGUAUAAUGAUCUGUAAUGCCGACCUUAUAUGAACUGUAAAAUAAUACGUACUAUACUUAAGCUAUAAUUUUUAAAAUAUUUGCAUACAAUUGUGUUUCACAUGAAGCAAAUACAUCACAUAUAUAUUUGUAUUACAUACAAUUUAUAUAUUUACUUUAAUUUUAAGCGUACGUCUGUAAUUGUAAAAGUGAAAAAUGAUAUAGAUCUUGUCAUUCUAAAUUAGAAAACGUAAAUCGGAAGUAGGAAUACCAUUCAAUGUUCUAACGGCAGUCACUGAAUAAAAAUAGUGACUUGUUAAUAAUUUUUAUGCGCGACAGCGCAGUCGCAUUGAGAAUGCGUUUUUUGAAUAUUAAAAUACAUCGCAAGAAUAAUUUUUAUGAAGUUAAUCAAUAUUCUUGUAUUAUAAAAAUCUUAUUAUAAUAUUUGAAAAUAGUGAUCAAUAUAAUUAAAUAAUUGAGAUAUUGUUGCAAUUGUAAAUACUGUGUUUAAUUUAAUCCUGUUGUGUGGAUCUAUAUAAUAUUUUUUUUUUACAAGGAAAAUCGCCAAAAUUUAAAUCCAUUAUUCACGAUCAUUAUUCACAGUCUUAUAUUUAAGGUCGUUUUAAGUAUAGUCUUGUGAUACUCGUACGGCUCUGUGAUUGGCUUAUGAGUUCUCAAGAUUGACUUAGGAAGGUUUUAAACUGAAUUCGGGCUAUUGUCAACAAUUGCCAGUGUCGCGUGUCGGACGUGUCCGCGUCUCAGACUUUGUAAGUCGCAAGUUGCGAAGGUUUCGUUUCGAAUAUAAGUAAAAAUGGAAAGAGCAAAACCGAAAGUUGAAGAUAACAGGUGAGCGUUUAAUCUCUUUCGUUCAGUUAUUCAGAAUAAUUAUAAUUAAUAUGUCAAUUAGAUGAGGCAGUCCUAAUCUUGAUAUAUGUUGAAGAUCAUGAUCGUGAAUCUUCAAAAAAUUUUAGCCGUCAUUGUUCAUUAAAUAGUUACUAAUAAGCUGACAAUAUAAAUAUAUUGAACUUAAAUAAUUUAAACUUUAUGUAGAAAGUUAUAAACCCAUGUGCAAUUUCACUUCGUGUGGAAAGUCGAGUUGAUGUAAAUCCAUAUGAAGCGAGAUUCCAUACAGGGACUGAUUUACAACAUAUGUCAAGGUCAAGAUAAGGGCUGCCUCGCCUAAUCAAUAUAUUUACCAUAAUCUUUUUAUUAUUACGUCACAAUAAAAUUAUUCUAUGGUAAUUAUUACUUUACAUUAUGUUAAUGAUUAUAAUAAAAGAAUCUAUUUUUUUUAGCAGCUUGUCAAAAGAAAUCGACAAUUUGAAGAAGAAAAAAAGAGAGCUGCUAAUUGAUUUAUAUCAGCAUAGUAGGGAAACAAAUUUCGUAACUUUCGACGAACGUCAUGAGGCCAUUUCUCCACAGGCAACGGCCAACGUUGAAAAAUAUGUUUGCAACUGCUUGCUAACGAAUUGCUCAUUUCGAACGUGCGGUUGUAUGAAGAGAAAUAUCAAAUGUAAUCCAGCGUGUAGAUGUGACGAUCAAAAGUGUUUUAAUCAGAAAUCGGAAGACAAUCAAGAAAACAAAGAAAAUUAUGGAUCUAAGAGUGUGGGCCUGUUUAAUCCAGAGUGAGCAUACACGAAGAAUGUUACAAAAGUUAUAUAAUUAAUAUGUAGAUGCUUUUUAUAUGAAAAAUUUUAUUUUUGAGAUUAUUUUAUUAUUUUUAUUGAAGAUUAUUUUGAAGAUUAAAAAAAAGAAACUAAAAAAAAAUAACUUUUUAGAUUUAAGUUAAUGUGAGAUACAUUUGACGCCACAAAUGUUUCCAAGCAUUUGACUUAAUUAAACAGAAGAAAGAAUUUUACUUAAUUAGCAGUUAAAAAAUGCUUCCAAGCAUUUGUUAAUUUUACUUAAUUAGCAGUUAAAAAAUGCUUCCAAGCAUUUGUUAAUUUUACUUAAUUAGCAGUUAAAAAAUGCUUCCAAGCAUUUGUAGCAUCGAAUAGCUUUAAUUGAUAAUUAUAUUUAUAUAUAUUAU
This is a messenger RNA of Wasmannia auropunctata (little fire ant), 5060 nucleotides long. RefSeq lists its product as uncharacterized. The record is from RefSeq and is a predicted model, not a curated record. Lineage: Eukaryota; Metazoa; Arthropoda; Insecta; Hymenoptera; Formicidae. The transcript has 4 exons. Gene Ontology annotation, molecular function: protein binding. Bases 63 to 2327 code for a protein of 754 amino acids.